AUGUCUCAACCGGAGUCGGUUCAAAAUGGGAUUAACCACGCCGAUAUGGUAGAACCUUCUACGAAAUUGCAAAGAGGCAUUAAAUCUUCCAAAUUACGAAAGAGUUUGAUUAAACGUUUCGGUUACGAUAAGCAUAUCCACCAGAUUCACUCGUUGGAGGAUUCGUUCGUCGAUUUCUGUGGAAGCAGUUCGAUCCAUGGGGUUCGAUAUAUCGGUUGUCGAGAUAAUUCAUAUGCUGAGAAGUUAAUUUGGACUGUGAUCUUUUUGACAACAUUGUACUUUGCCGGAACGAACAUCAUCGAAGCGUGGAUUAAGUGGGAGAAAAAUCCUGUUAAGAUAGUACCUUCAGAUGGGAUCACAUAUAGUUGGGAGAUUCCCUUUCCAGCCGUUACGAUCUGCCCUCAAACAAAGUCUAAACGAACAAUGUUUGAAAUUGGAAAAGCUUAUCGGGAAACCGGUGGAAAUCUCGAUAAAUUUGAUGACCAUUUGAAGGGACUGCUACAGCUGUGUGAUGCUCCCUGUUUGUAUAAUGUGAACUAUUCAAGUCCAGCGAAUGCACGAAUCGUUCGUAUGAUGCACGAGAUAGCACCCCAGUUGAGUGAUAUCUGUGAAAGCAUCACUUGGGACUUGGAUAAGAUGAACUGUACUGGAAUGUUCCAGAAGAUUUUAACCGAAGACGGUAUAUGCUACAGUUUCAAUCCGAUUUCCGCGAAGGAAAUGUUUCGCGAUGAUCGCCUCCAUCGACGCUACAGUCAUAGCGAAGCGUCGAUUCCAAUUCAAAACUGGAUUCCGGAAGUCGGCUACGGAUCGGUCGAUGCCGAAAUGGAGUAUCCGAGACGGUCGUUCCUGGAUGAUAAGAAAAUUGAUCUGGUGAUCAAUUUACGCUUAGAUCAAAACGAUUACGAUUACAAUUGUCGAACGGAGCAGGGUUUCAUGGUAUAUGUACACUCGCCGGAGGAUUUCCCGCAGGCCAACUAUCGGGCAAUCUACGUUCCAAUGGGGAAAAGUACCUACAUCACGGUGAAGGCGACGAUAACGGAACUUUCCAACAAAUUGCAAGGGUUUACACCUGAACGGAGGAAAUGCUUCAAGGCUGGUGAAAAACAACUGGAGUUCUUCCGAGUAUACACACAGAAAAACUGCGAGCUGGAGUGCCGAGCACGGGAGCAACUGUUCACGGAAGGUUGUGUCAACUUUGCUCUACCCCAUGACGAGGAGGACAAAAUUUGUAACGUACGCAAGGUGCACUGCACGGCGGAUGGCAGUAGAAGUCGCGAAAGAAAGAUCCGACCCCAGCGGAGUUCCGGCAAAAAAAGUUGCCAAUGUCUACCGACUUGCACUUAUCUCAAGUAUGAAUCGGAGAUGCUUCAAACCGACCUGGACUACUGGAGCAUCCGAAACGAACGACGGAAAUCUUCCAAUAUUUCAUACACCCAGAUUAGCGUUCACUACAACAAGGAAAAGUUUCCGACUUUCGAAAGAACAGAUUCCUACACACUGACCGAGCUAUUGGGAACCUUCGGUGGUUUGCUGGGACUUUUCAUGGGAGUGUCACUGCUGAGCUUCGUGGAAAUCGUUUACUUCUGCACUCUACGGCCAUUCUGUGUUUGGAGACGAAAAAAUCGCAAACUAAAACUACAGCAAGCAAAAUUUUCCUCAGAUGAGCCUGCCUCCUAA
Sabethes cyaneus is the source of this 1677-nucleotide messenger RNA. Its product is annotated as pickpocket protein 28-like. Gene Ontology annotation, biological process: sodium ion transmembrane transport. Gene Ontology annotation, cellular component: membrane. Gene Ontology annotation, molecular function: ligand-gated sodium channel activity. The transcript is spliced from 4 exons. Lineage: Eukaryota; Metazoa; Arthropoda; Insecta; Diptera; Culicidae. The coding region runs from base 1 to 1677 and encodes 558 amino acids. The record is from RefSeq and is a predicted model, not a curated record.